GUUUAAAUAAAUCUACAAAAGUGAAACCCUUAAAAAUGAUGAAACGUACUCGUGAAGAAGUACAGUAUGGUGCACGGCCGGGUCCCGGUGGUGUAGGUGGUAGUGGCGGCGGGGGAGGAGGAGGUGGUGUUGGCGGCGGCGGAGGUAUUACAGCUGUUGGUAAUGUUGUUACCGGUGGUGCGGCCAGUGUUACCACCAUUGGUACCGUCGUACCCGGCUCACAUGGUACCGCUGGCGCUACAGCAUUAACCGUUGGCUUGGGCACCGCCACUAUACCAGCCGGUUCAAUUGCUCAUCAUCGUAUUUUAACACCUCAGCAUGGUGGUGGUGGACAGACCAUAACCUAUUUACCCUCCAAUACACCGGUAACGGCGACAAAUUUAAAAACAAUUGCUGAUAGUAGCGGUGGAAGUGGCGAUACAACCACAACGGUAACUGGUGGUUUAGUAGGAGGUGGACGUAUAACACAAAUUGGUGGUAAUGCUGUGGUAUCAACUGGUGGUGGUGGUAGUGGCGCUGGUAAUACCGUUGUCCAGCAGCAAACUGUACAAUAUUCAACUUCCUAUAAUGUAUCUUCCAUACCAACUGGUGGUACACUCAAAACCGGACCAGAUGGUGCGGUACAAAUUCAUGUAACGGGUGGUGGCGGCGGCGGUGUUACUGCUGGCGGAGCCGUUCCCAUUGUUGCCAAUACCCCCACAGUACCACCACAACAAACAAAUUCGGUGCGGCAACGCACCAUUAGUGGCACCACCCAGAGCAGCAACAUCUCAUCAUCGUCCCAGACAAUGGUGCAACAACAACAAACAUCGGCGCAAAGUAGUAGCGGCGCACAAAUUACAACUGGCGGUGGCGGUCCACCACCAUCUUCGGCAGCACCACCACCACAGCCCGGACAACCGGGUGCACCACCACGCCUCAAAGUUGAAGAUGCCCUCAGCUAUUUGGAUCAAGUUAAAUACCAAUAUGCCGAUCAGCCACAAAUCUAUAAUAAUUUCCUCGACAUCAUGAAAGAAUUCAAAUCGCAUUGCAUCGAUACGCCUGGAGUUAUACAAAGGGUAUCAACGCUCUUCAAGGGCCACACGGAGUUGAUCUAUGGCUUUAAUAUGUUUCUGCCACCGGGCUAUAAAAUCGAAAUACAUUCGGAUGAGUUGGGCUGUUCAGUGCCGGUGGUAUCGAUGCCAUCACCGCCCGGCUCCGCACCGGGAAGCGGUACCACAGUGCAUGCUAUGUCCGGUACCGCCAUGACUAUUGGGCAUAAAAUCACAAGCAAUGCUUCCUCUGGACCGUCAGUACAUCAAAUGCAAACGGCGGCCACAGCUGGAGCCAGCGGCGGAGCAGUUAAUCUGAUGACCCACGGCGGUACAUCUCUGUCACAGACAACAAUACAUGCCUUACAGCCACCAUCAGCGGCGGCCCAACAGUCACCAAAUCCCGCAGGUGGACACACGCCAACACAUGUUCCGCCACAUGCCAGUGCCUCACCGGCACCGGCUCAGGUGACUGUGGCAUCGGUGGUCAAUGCCACCGGAGGAGCACCACCAUCGAAUAUGCCACAAAAUUAUUCACGAGAUCGUGAUCGAGGCAGCGUAACAAUGUCGGCAGCUAAUUUGCCACCUUCGGCAGCAGCAGCACCUGGUGGUGGCAUGGUUGUUGGUGGUCCGCCCACACCAAAUUCGGUAAACGAUUUAAGUCCACAAACGGCGGCCGCUGGAGGUCAUCACAAUCUGCAUCAUAUAUCACAGGCUCAUCAAUCGAUGAUGAUGGGUGAAACGGCACCAGCACCGGGAGCAGCACCGCAACAACCAGUCGAAUUCAAUCAUGCCAUAACAUAUGUUAAUAAAAUAAAGAAUCGUUUCCAAAAUCAACCCGAAAAGUACAAAAAAUUCCUCGAAAUUUUGCACACCUAUCAGAAGGAGCAGAAAGUCAUUAAAGAAGGUGCAACGGGUGUUAAUCAGGGCAAAACCUUAACGGAACAAGAAGUCUAUACCCAAGUGGCGAAACUUUUUGGCCAGGAUGAAGAUUUGUUGCGUGAGUUUGGACAAUUUUUACCCGAUGCCACAAAUCAUCAGGCCCAACAGUAUAUGACCAAAUCGCAUAACGAUCAUAAACGGGCCACAACAACAGCAGCGGCAUUAAGCGGUGGUGCUCAUAUAACAAUGUCACCGGCUGGUGGUGCUGGCGGAGUUAUACCAGCUGCCGGUUCACCGCUACAUUUGGGUAGUGGUGCCACCAUAUCACAAAUAAGUACAACGGCGCAUGCAGCCGCCUUGGCUGCGGUCAAUACCAGUGUUAGCCUAAAGCCUACGCCAUACAACAAUUCCCAACAAAAUCAUGUGAUUAGCAGUGGCAGUGUGGUGGGUUCCGGUGGCCCGGCUGAUAUUCUCUACGAAAAAGAUUAUCGCGGCAAUGUCCAUGUGAAUGUCCAUCAUCCGGGUGGUGGCGGCGCCCACCAUUUACCGGGCAAUGCAGCAUCUUGUAAUAUUCGAGGAUCCUACGAUUCCAAAGAUUCACAUCGUAGCAAUCACCAUGCCUCCGUUGUGACAGGAUCACAGAAAUAUCUCUCGCACCAUCAUCAUGGCCACAAUCAAGCCGGACAAGCGUCGGCAAAUAUGGGUGGUGGUGGUGGCAAUGUCCAUAACAUGGGCAACAUGAGCAGUAAUGUCUCGAAGAAAUCACCUAGCUAUGGCGGUUUACCCUCCGGCAUGCCACCAGGCAGUGGCGGUAUGCCACCACAUCUGCAGGGCAGCGGCUCAACAAAUGUUUCCAGUCUAAAUUAUGCCCCCUCACCAGGCGGCGGCAAUACCUAUCACAAUCAAAUGGCCCAUACACCUGGCUCUCGCCGGCAUGCUGAUGAUAUGAGCAGCGGUGGUGUGGGUGGAGGCUCGGGUGUGCCGCCCACCAAACGACACAAGCCCAUAUGCCGGGACAUUUCAUUUUCGGAGGCGUCGCGCAAGUGCAGCAUUCAGGAUGCCGCCUUCUUCGACAAGGUCCGAAAGUCGUUGCGAAAUCCCGAAGUAUAUGACAACUUUUUGCGCUGCCUCACCCUCUACACCCAAGAAAUUGUUUCGAAGACUGAACUUUUAACAUUAGUUACACCGUUCCUUAGCAAAUUUCCCGAUCUGAUUCGUUGGUUUACGGACUUUUUGGGACCGCCUGUGUCACAGGUGACCGGAUCGAAUUGUGGCCUCACCGGCAGUAGCCAUUCCGAAGGUAUUCCUCUACAAGCUGCACAACGUCACGGUGGCGGCGGCGGUGCUGUCAAUAGUAAUUCGGCGGGAUCGCAUGGCGGUGCCAGUGGCCUCAACGAACGUCAAAAUAAUCUGCAAAAUACCGAUCAUCAUCAGGAGAUCGAUUUGUCGUCGUGUAAACGUUUGGGUGCCUCCUAUUGUGCCCUGCCACAAUCAACAAUACCGAAAAAAUGUUCCGGACGUACGCCGCUCUGUCGUGAAGUGCUCAACGAUAAAUGGGUAUCGUUUCCGACGUGGGCCAGUGAGGAUUCGACAUUUGUGACAUCGCGUAAAACGCAAUUUGAGGAGACAAUAUACAGGAAUAUUCACAGAACUGAGGAUGAACGCUUCGAAUUGGAUGUGGUCAUCGAGACGAACAGUGCAACAAUACGUGUCUUGGAGGGUGUACAAAAGAAAAUGUCCCGCAUGUCACCCGAGGAUUUGGCACGCUAUCAUUUGGACGAUUAUUUGGGCGGUACAUCGCAGACGAUACACCAGAGGGCCAUAUAUCGAAUAUAUGGUGAGAAGGCCGGUGAAAUAAUACAAGGCUUGAAAAAGAAUCCCUCAGUGGCGGUGCCCAUUGUGCUGAAACGUUUAAAGGUCAAAGAGGAGGAAUGGAGAAAAGCUCAGAAGAGUUUCAAUAUACAAUGGCGUGAACAAAACGAAAAGUAUUAUUUGAAAUCUUUGGAUCAUCAAUCCAUCAACUUUAAACCCAAUGACAUGAAGGCUCUACGUUCGAAAAGUCUUUUCAAUGAAAUUGAAACGCUUUACGAUGAGCGCCAUGAUCAAGAAGAUGAAAACGGUGAACCAAUAACGGGGCCACAUUUAAUCUUGCCCUAUAAGGACAAAACCAUUUUGGAUGAUGCCGCCAAUUUACUGAUACACCAUGUCAAACGUCAAACGGGCAUACAAAAACAGGAGAAAACAAAAAUCAAACAUAUUCUGCGUCAGUUUGUGCCCGAUUUAUUCUUCUCCACCCGACAGCCCUUGAGUGAUGAUGAACGCGAAGAUGUAUUCCCGUUUUUAAUAGAUGAUAACGACAAAAUGGACGUUGAUUCAACAACAACAACGCCCGCUUCUUGCAAACAAGAGACAAAAAAUAAAUCCGGGAAUGUAACAACAUCAGCAUCAUCAUCGACAAUAAACUCCUGCUCUUCAAGCUCUGGUUCACCGUCGUCCGGCGCCGCUGGCGUCUCCUCCACCUCGUCAACUGCAGCUGCAACGACGUCCACGACGACAACAACAACAUCGUCCAGUUUACAACAGCCGCAGCCUGCCAUUAAAACCGAAACCGAAGCAAUGGAUACUAAAGAAAAUCUGGUACCAGCUUCAACGCCAAGUGUAAUAAAUAAUGCAUCAACAACAGCAGCUGGGGAUACCACAACCACCAGUUCUUCCUUUACAUCAUCCUCAUCAUCUGCGGCGACGUCAUCAACAGCAACAACAAUUGCCAGCAAUGAUAAAAAUCCCGAGUCUAAAGGUGGUGGUGGCGGUGAUACCUCCAAAGAAUCAUCAUCAAACACUGCCACAACUGAUAUCGCCACGACUGGUGGUGGUGUUUCCCCUUCAACAGCAGCAGCAUCCUCCGAGUUAAGUACAAACCCAGCAAAUUGUGAUUCCAAAGCAAAUGUCGCCGAAACAUCAUCAUCGACAGCAGUUGCAACAGUGCCGCCAACAUCGUCGACCAGCGUAUCAACAAUAACAACAACGUCUGCUGCAGCGGCGGUCACCACAUCAGCAGCAACCACGACGCCGCCAAUGACAACAAAUGCUGCCACUGCAUCGACAACAACGUCACUGGUAUCCGUUGAUGGCAUUAAAACCGAAAUCAAACAAGAAGAUGAAGAAAUGCCGCCUUCCACAGAUAUUCCCGUACCACCGCAUGCAAUUAGUAAACAUUUGGAUGAAGCCUAUACCCUCUUCUUUGCCAACAACAAUUGGUAUUUAUUCUUUCGCCUGCACGCUAUACUCUGUGAACGUUUACGCACCAUGUACGAACGUGCACAAAUUAUCGCUGCCGAAGAGGAAAAAUACAAACAAAAUCGUCGUGAAAAUAUCGCACAAGCCUUAAGACUGAAACCGAAAUCGGAGGUGGCAGUCGAAGACUACUAUCCAACGUUCCUGGAUAUGUUGAAAAAUGUGCUCGAUGGCAAUAUGGAUUCGAAUACAUUCGAGGAUCAAAUGCGUGAAAUGUUCGGUAUACAUGCGUACAUAUCAUUCACCCUCGACAAGGUGGUGUCGAAUGCGGUGCGUCAAUUGCAGAAUUGUGUUACCGAACGCAUUGCACUGGACUGUGUGGAAUUGUUUCAUCAUGAACAGAAGAAGGGCGGCGCCGGUGGCCUAUGUCGCAAUGCCAACAAGGCGUUUAAUGCCGAAAUGCACUAUCAACGCAAGGCCGAGGAGAUUCUGCACGAGGAGAACUGCUUUAAAAUCUAUAUUUACAAAAUUGAUUGCCGUGUUACCAUUGAAUUGCUGGACACGGACAGUGAUGAUGUAACGACGGAACGUGAAAAGCCUGUAAAUAAAGUUAAAUCGUGGUCGAAAUAUGUGGAUCGCCUAACAAAUCCAACAUCGGCAAAUAACACAAAUGCCAACAAUUCGCCAAAUUCAUCCAACAACAAUAACAACAGCAAUAACAACAAUAAUUCAUCAUCAAACUUAGGAGAUGCGAGCAACAAUCUAACAAACAACGAAAUAAAAACCGAGCGAUGGGAUGAAGAUGGUUUGGACAUGCAUGCUGCUCCACGAAAACCCAGAUUUUUGAAACGUAAUAAACUUUUGGCCUAUUUGAAAGCUAAUCAUUUGAUGAAUGUGCCACCAACUGCUGCUAUACCAACACCUCCUGCAUCUUCAGAAAAUACUGCAGCAGCUACCUCCACCACCAAUGAUUUAAAUAGUUUUUGGAAUAAACAACGAUCGGCGGCGGCGCCAGAACGUCUGGGCAAUUUACGCCUGCCAAGUGAGAAAUAUUUCAUUAACGAUCGCGACGAGAUCAAAUUAAAUGCAUCCGGCCGUCAAGUUUUUGUCAUCAAUAAGAAUCUCAAAUUUUUCAAAUUGGAUUCUGUGCGAAAGGCAAAAAUGUGUCAUAUGCGUGUAACCCAAUCGAAAUAUAAACGUUUCCAGCAAUUUGCUCAAAAAUGGCUAACCGCCAAUGUUAGCAAUGACCAGCAGCAGCAAUGCAACGAAUGGCUAAUGGGCAAUCCAAAUAAUGGUGGCGGUAACAACACUACUUCCAAUAACAACAACAACAAUUUUUCAAUACCCAAAACCCUAUUGAUAAUACAAAAUGAUUUAAAGAAGACACCCUAUCAUCCAUAUCAUCGUUAUAAGGUGUUGAAUGUAACAACGGCGGCGGGCACAACAGCCGGUAGUCUUGCGGCGGCAGUGGCUGCCAUAACCAGUUCAGCCUCGUUUAAUACAACAAUAACAAAUGCGAAUGUAACAACAACAACAACUGGUAGUGGCGUGGUGGGUGGUAUGAAUUUAACAACCUUGGCAAAUGUUACGGCCCUAAGUGUGGGUGCAACAACAUCGUCAUCCUCUUCAGCAACAGGCGGCAAUGUGGUCACCUCAUCCUCAUCCCCGGCUCCCAUUUUAUUAUCAGCCACAAAUUACAAUACUAACGUAGUAGAUGGUAUAAUACAAUCCACCAGCAGCAGCAGCUCUGUAACGGCGGCAACCCAGGACCAGCCAGCCCCCCAAAACUAA
Messenger RNA from Musca vetustissima, 6938 nucleotides. RefSeq lists its product as uncharacterized. Lineage: Eukaryota; Metazoa; Arthropoda; Insecta; Diptera; Muscidae. The transcript has 13 exons. The record is from RefSeq and is a predicted model, not a curated record. Bases 36 to 6938 code for a protein of 2300 amino acids. Gene Ontology annotation, biological process: negative regulation of transcription by RNA polymerase II. Gene Ontology annotation, molecular function: transcription corepressor activity. Gene Ontology annotation, cellular component: chromatin.